GGAGGAGGCGCGGACCGAGAGGGAGGAGCCCCCGGCCGCCGCCGCCGCCAGCCCGCCCGGCGGCCCGCACUUGCCGCGGCGCCUCGGAGUUUGAGCCCCGGAGCGCAAGCACACGCCCGGGGCACCGGGUCGAAGCUCGCAGCGCGGCGCCGCGCCACCCCCAGCCCGGGCGCCCCCGGAGCGGCGCGCGGACCGAGGAGGAGGAGGAAAAGGAGGAGGAGAAGGAGGGCGGGCGGGCGCGGCGGGCCGGGCCGGCGGGCGGCGGACUAUGAGGCGCCCACCAUGGUGCGAUGCGACCGCGGGCUGCAGCUGCUGCUGACCACGGCCGGAGCCUUCGCCGCCUUCUCGCUCAUGGCCAUCGCCAUCGGGACCGACUACUGGCUCUACUCCAGCGCGCACAUCUGCAACGGCACCAACCUGACCAUGGACGACGGGCCCCCGCCCCGCCGCGCGCGCGGCGACCUCACCCACUCGGGGCUGUGGCGGGUGUGCUGUAUCGAAGGUAUCUACAAGGGGCACUGCUUCCGCAUCAAUCACUUCCCCGAGGACAACGACUACGACCAUGACAGCUCCGAGUAUCUUCUCCGCAUUGUGAGAGCCUCCAGCGUCUUUCCCAUCCUGAGUACCAUCCUGCUGCUGCUGGGAGGGCUGUGCAUCGGCGCCGGCAGGAUCUACAGCCGCAAGAACAACAUUGUGCUCAGCGCCGGCAUCCUCUUUGUGGCUGCAGGCCUCAGUAACAUCAUAGGCAUCAUUGUCUACAUUUCCAGCAACACAGGCGACCCCAGUGACAAGCGAGAUGAGGACAAGAAGAGCCAUUACAACUAUGGUUGGUCUUUCUACUUUGGAGCCUUGUCUUUCAUCGUGGCCGAGACCGUGGGCGUCCUGGCUGUUAACAUUUACAUUGAGAAAAAUAAAGAGUUGAGGUUUAAGACCAAACGGGAGUUCCUUAAGGCUUCAUCCUCUUCUCCUUAUGCCAGGAUGCCAAGCUACAGGUACCGGCGACGGCGCUCGCGGUCCAGCUCCAGGUCCGCAGAGGCCUCGCCCUCCAGGGACACGUCCCCCGUGGGCCUGAAGAUCGCAGGGGCCAUCCCCAUGGGCGAGCUGUCCAUGUACACGCUGUCCCGGGAGCCCCUGAAGGUGACCACGGCCGCCAGCUACAGCCCAGAUCAGGAGGCUGGCUUCCUGCAGGUGCACGACUUCUUCCAGCAGGACUUGAAGGAGGGCUUCCACGUCAGCAUGCUCAACCGGAGGACAACCCCCGUGUGAGCCUCUCCCCCACCCCACUCCGCCUCACUGGCCUCUCCCCACCCAGAGCCACUGCAGGUGGGCCGGGGAAGGCUUGGCUACCAACGACAACGAACAAUAAACAGAAGUCCAGCGGAGCCCUGCAUGGACUCCAGAAGGCAUCCUGGACUGGCAGA
Molecule: messenger RNA, 1421 nt
Organism: Ochotona princeps (American pika)
Lineage: Eukaryota; Metazoa; Chordata; Mammalia; Lagomorpha; Ochotonidae
Gene: CACNG4
Product: calcium voltage-gated channel auxiliary subunit gamma 4
Exons: 4
Coding region: 283-1266 (327 amino acids)
Biological process (GO): postsynaptic neurotransmitter receptor diffusion trapping; transmission of nerve impulse; positive regulation of synaptic transmission, glutamatergic
Cellular component (GO): AMPA glutamate receptor complex; postsynaptic density membrane; voltage-gated calcium channel complex
Molecular function (GO): channel regulator activity; voltage-gated calcium channel activity
Source: RefSeq, a predicted model, not a curated record